Messenger RNA from Phanerochaete carnosa HHB-10118-sp, 2451 nucleotides. Its product is annotated as glycosyltransferase family 39 protein. Bases 623 to 2335 code for a protein of 570 amino acids. The record is from RefSeq and is a predicted model, not a curated record. Gene Ontology annotation, biological process: protein O-linked glycosylation via mannose. The transcript has 10 exons. Gene Ontology annotation, molecular function: dolichyl-phosphate-mannose-protein mannosyltransferase activity. Gene Ontology annotation, cellular component: endoplasmic reticulum; membrane. NCBI's taxonomy places the organism in Eukaryota, Fungi, Basidiomycota, Agaricomycetes, Polyporales, Phanerochaetaceae.
GGCCAUGUCUGGUCCGCAGGACGUGGGCAUACGACAGAGGGCAAGAGGCGGUCCAGGAGCACGCUCUCCUCAGCCCCUCAGUCCGAAUAGCGAACCUGACGACGAUCGCGCUGCUGCGUAUCGCACCAGGGAUAGAGAUAAUUUCUCGAUUGAGAAAUUGCUGGAGACGCAGGAGGCGAGCGUGGCUCUUGUAGGAGUCCUGACGCUCCUCGCUUUCGCGCUGCGUUUCUACAAGAUCAACCACCCGGACCAGGUCGUAUUCGACGAGGUACACUUCGGAAAGUUUGCAGCUCACUACAUCUCACGAGAAUACUACUUCGACGUCCACCCACCGCUCACAAAGCUCCUUCUCGGUCUCGCGGGCUGGUUCGUUGGCUUCGACGGCAGGUUCAAAUUCGAGAACAUCGGGGACAGCUACACCGAGAACCAUGUCCCAUACGUCGGCAUGCGUGCCCUGCCUGCUCUCUUCGGCAGCCUGACGAUCCCGGUUGUGUAUGGUAUCAUGAAAGAAAGCGGUUACUCGAACAUCAUUGCGGCCUUCUCUGCCUCUUUAAUUCUGUUCGACAAUGCUCAUGUCGCUCAAUCCCGGCUCAUUCUCCUUGAUGCUCCGCUCAUCUUCUUCAUGUCUAUGACCAUUUACUCGUACAUCCGUUUUCGCAAGCUGAGAUACCUGGAGUUCUCGCCCACUUGGUGGAGCUGGCUCCUCACCACCGGCUUCUUCAUGGCUUGCACCUGGUCGUCGAAGGUUAACGGUAUCCUUACUGUUGCAACAAUCGGUAUUGCGGUGCUCAUCGACCUCUGGGAUGUCCUAGACUACAAGAAGGGUCACUCGAUGGAAUACUUCUGGAAGCACUUUACUGCCCGCGCAGUGGGCUUCAUCGCCCUGCCACUCAUCAUGUACCUCUUAGUCUUCUGGAUCCACCUAUCUAUCCUUACCUACUCUGGACCGGGAGAUUCGUUUAUGAGCCCUGCGUUCCAAGAGACUUUGCGGGAUAACGAGCUGUUGAUGAACAGCCAAGAAAUCCGCUACUACGACACUUUAACCAUCAGGCAUAAGGACACCAAGGUCUUCUUGCACUCGCACCCUGAGCAAUACCCGCUCAAGUACGACGACGGUCGUAUCAGCAGCCAAGGUCAACAGGUCACUGGUUAUGCGCACGAUGACAUCAACAAUUACUGGCAGAUCAUUCCAACCAAGGCCCUUCCUGAGACAGGCCGUGGCCGCAUCGUCCGACACGAAGACACUAUCCAGCUACUGCACGUCAGCACGCAGACGCUACUCUUGACGCAUGACGUCGCGUCCCCCACGAUGGCAACGAACGAAGAGUUCACAACUUCACCCAAGGAUGAUCACUCGCGCUAUAACGACACUCUCUUCCAUCUGCGCCUCGUCGACUCAAAUCCCGGAGGUCCAUGGAAGACUAAGUCUGGACACUUCAAGCUCAUCCACGUACCAACCAAGGUCGCGAUGUGGACUUUCCCCGGACAACUGCCUGACUGGGCGUUCAAUCAGCAGGAGGUUAACGGUAACAAGCAGGUCGGCGACAAAACGACGGUCUGGUACCCAGAUGAGAUCAUUACCACUGAGGAUGGCGAAGUCCGCACGAAAGAAGAGCUUGGGCAUAAGGAGCCCAAAAAGAUGAACUUUUUCAAGAAGUUCGGCGAGCUCCAGCUCCUGAUGUUGCAGCACAACGCUGGUCUCAUUGCGUCGCACCCGUACGCGAGCGGACCGGUUAACUGGCCGUUCCUCAUCAGUGGUAUCAGCUUCUGGACACAGAAUGAGGGCCAGAAACAGAUCUAUCUUAUUGGCAACCUCAUCGGAUGGCUGGCGGCAACGUUCGGUGUAGCGAUCUUCAUCGGUAUCCUCGGAGCUGACCUCCUCGCGCGCCGUCGCGGCAUUGAACCAAUCCCUACCCCCGUUCGUCACCGCCUCUGGAACUCAACGGGCUUCUUCCUGCUCAUCUGGGCGGUGCACUACUUCCCGUUCUUCCUGAUGGGCCGGCAGCUCUUCCUGCACCACUACCUCGAGUCGCACCUCGCGUCGGCGCUCGUCUCGGGUGCCGUUCUGCACUUUGUGCUCUCCGAGACGAUCAACUAUCCGAUCUCGAUCCGCGGCCCGUCUACGCGCCCGCAGCCGCCGCAGCAGGCGGACGUCGGCAUGAAGGGCCCGAUUGUCGUCGCCGUGUUCGCGCUGCUCAUGUUCGGCAUGUUCGUGUAUAUCAGCCCACUGACGUACGGCACACCAGGGUUGACGGGCGAGCAAGUGAACGCGCGCCGACUGCUCCACACCUGGACCCUGCACUUUGCGGCGAAAAAGACUGACCAUUUUGGGUGAUGGUAUUUCUUGGCGGAGGAUUGCUGGCAUUCUCAUCUUCUGUACUCUCCUCUCCUCUCCUCGUACUCUUUUGCUGUGCUGUGUGUUUUUUCAGAGCAAGAAUAUAUAAUUAUACG